AUGGCCACCGAAGGUACUAAGAUCAAGGUCAAGAACCCAGUCGUCGAGCUGGACGGUGAUGAGAUGACCCGUAUCAUCUGGCAGGAAAUCAAAGAAAAAGUAAGUUGCCCCUUUUACCUUGACAUUGAUCUCAAGUACUACGACUUGGGUAUUGAGUACCGUGACCAGACCGAUGACAAGGUCACCGUCGACGCUGCUGAGGCCAUCAAGAAGUAUGGUGUUGGUGUCAAGUGUGCUACCAUCACUCCCGAUGAGGCUCGUGUUGAGGAGUUCAAGCUGAAGAAGAUGUGGCUCUCUCCCAACGGUACCAUCAGAAACAUCCUUGGUGGAACCGUGUUCCGUGAACCCAUUGUCAUCGACCGUAUCCCCCGUCUUGUUCCCGGAUGGACCAAGCCCAUCAUCAUUGGCCGUCACGCCUUUGGUGAUCAGUACCGUGCUGCCGACCGUGUCAUCCCUGGCCCCGGCAAGCUCGAGCUGGUCUACACUCCCAAGGGCGGCGAGCCCGAGUCGAUCACCGUCUACGACUUCCCCGGCGGUGGUGUUGCUCAGACUCAGUACAACACUGACGAGUCCAUUCGCGGCUUCGCCCACUCCAGCUUCCAGAUGGCCCUGAUGAAGGGACUUCCUCUGUACAUGAGCACCAAGAAUACCAUCCUCAAGAGAUACGAUGGCCGCUUCAAGGACAUCUUCCAGGAGAUCUAUGAGGCCGACUACCAGAAGGAAUUCGAGGCUAAGGGCAUCUGGUACGAGCACCGUCUCAUCGAUGACAUGGUUGCCCAGAUGAUUAAGAGCGAGGGCGGUUUCGUUAUGGCUCUGAAGAACUAUGACGGUGACGUUCAGUCUGAUAUCGUCGCUCAGGGCUUCGGCUCCCUUGGUCUGAUGACCUCCACUCUCACCACCCCUACCGGUGAGGCCUUUGAGUCCGAGGCUGCCCACGGCACGGUCACCCGUCACUACCGUGAGCACCAGAAGGGCCGUGAGACCUCCACCAACCCUAUUGCCUCGAUCUUUGCCUGGACCCGUGGCCUGAUCCAGCGUGGUAAGCUCGACGAGACCCCCGACGUUGUUGCCUUCGCCGAGGAGCUUGAGCGUGCUUGCAUUGAUGUUGUCAAUGACGGCGUUAUGACCAAGGAUCUGGCCCUGGCCUGCGGCCGCAAGGAUCGUGAGGCUUGGGUUACCACCAAGGAGUACAUGGCUGCUGUUGAGCGCCAACUCAAGUCCAACCUCAAGGCCCGACUCAUGAGGGCUUUUCUGGAAUAG
Messenger RNA from Aspergillus clavatus NRRL 1, 1260 nucleotides. RefSeq names its product NADP-dependent isocitrate dehydrogenase. The transcript has 8 exons. The record is from RefSeq and is a predicted model, not a curated record. Gene Ontology annotation, biological process: isocitrate metabolic process. Bases 1 to 1260 code for a protein of 419 amino acids. Gene Ontology annotation, cellular component: mitochondrion. NCBI's taxonomy places the organism in Eukaryota, Fungi, Ascomycota, Eurotiomycetes, Eurotiales, Aspergillaceae. Gene Ontology annotation, molecular function: magnesium ion binding; NAD binding; isocitrate dehydrogenase (NADP+) activity.